This is a messenger RNA of Salvia miltiorrhiza (redroot sage), 840 nucleotides long. RefSeq lists its product as uncharacterized. NCBI's taxonomy places the organism in Eukaryota, Viridiplantae, Streptophyta, Magnoliopsida, Lamiales, Lamiaceae. The record is from RefSeq and is a predicted model, not a curated record. The transcript has 6 exons. The coding region runs from base 138 to 659 and encodes 173 amino acids.
CACGAAUAUAUAAUUACCCUCUUUCGUCUCAAACUCUCUCUCCGACUGCACCGUUUAGAAUUUAUGAAAGUGUUUGAGCAUGAAGAGAAGGCUAAUUGUAGGUGGUUGAUGCGUAUAGGCGCGGUCCAACACGAGGGAUGGCAACGAGGGCGCUGAUCAUUCAUGAUGCCUCGAAGCAGCUGAGCAUUUCUCUUAGGAGCAUUGUGGUUGACUUAUCUCUCAGAUAUGGCGGCAUCAUCAAGCUUCUUGUCAUAACUGAAGCUUUCACCGAUGAACACAGGUUUCAUGCUAAGGGAUGUGGCCUCAUGCUAAAAUCCACGAGCAAGACGCAUUCAAGUACUGCAACCUAUAACAAACACAAGGCAGAUAUCGAGGAAGAAACUCACAAGACGCUUGUCAGAUACUCAAACUCGGCGGAGUUUAAAGAGAUGGUGGAGGCUGCUCAUAUGUUACAGGUUGAGUUUGGGAUGACAGUGGAAGCAGGCAUGCUGAAGGAGGUUGCAGUUGAAUACGCCAAGAGCUACCAGGCCACACAUGUAAUUCUGGGAAGGAAACUGAGGAAAGAGUUAAAGUAUUUCACCAAAAACCUAUCCUGUGGAAUAUCUAGAAUCAAAUCCGACAACAGCAUUGAGAUUUUAAGACCGCCUCAAAUUGAAUGAAGCUGCCACAAAAGAGGAGAUUACUACUAACCACAAAAGUAGGGAAGAGUGGGAAAGCAGCAAGUUGGUGUGCACAUUAUGCAGAGACACAAGGGAAUGGCAUAGAGCUAAGAAGAGAUUCAGUUAUGCUGAGCUGCAGAUUGCAACAAACGGCUUCUGCCCUCAGAACUCGAUGUCUGAU